CUGUGAAGCAAAGACUCACACCGCCUUACGCUGUCGGAGAUAUAUAAAUAGACGCGACGCUCCAAGCUCAGUCAAUAUUAACUCCCGCACUUGAGAGCUACUGGUGGCGUUGUGAGCGGUAUGGCUCCCGUAAAUCUUUAUGGUAUCUCUCCGAAUUCGAAAGAAAAAAUGAAACUAAGAAAACCAGUCGUGGAGAAGAUGCGCAGGGAUCGCAUCAACAACAGCAUUGAGCAGCUGAAGCAGUUGCUGGAAAGCGAAUUCAAGGCCGGCCAGCCCAGCUCCAAGCUGGAGAAGGCUGACAUCCUGGAGAUGGCCGUGUGCUACCUGAGGGACCACUUGCACCGCGUGUCGUCCUUCAAGGCGAUCACGCCAAAGCAGGGCUACGCCGAGGGCUUUUCCAAGUGCCUGGAGGAGACGCUGCGCUUCCUAGCCGUGCACGACCCCCUGAAUAAAUCCCAGUUCAAGCUUCUCCGCCACUUCCACAAGGCAGACCGCCAGCUGUGCGGCCGGGACGGGGCCGGUGCAGCGGCCGGUCCCAGCUACCCGCCCGCCAGCGGCGGUUCCAAACGCGCUGCCCCGCGCUCCGCCGAGCGCCUCUGGAGACCCUGGUGACGUCCUCCAGACGGGCGUCUCGGUCCGGGGAUUGUGAAAACGGAGGAUGACGGGGCUUCUUGUGACAGUCUUAAUAAAUCCUCCCUUCGUAGGAAAUAUUAAUUCCCCUUUUAUCUUAUCUGACAAUUGUAGGCAAAAAUUGCCCUUAAUGAUUAUUCUGUAGAGGAUGUCGCAGCGUGAAAUUGUAUUUAAUCUAUUUCAAUAAUGCUGUAAAUUUUUACUUCACUUAAUUUGAAGUUGUUUUUACAUAUUGUAAAACUUUUAUGCUUUAUAAUACUUGGAGCGUGUUUUGUUUUUCUUGAUGGGAAAAGAUUGUUACUCUUAUACGAGCAUCAUAUUAAUAAUAGUGAUUUUUUUUUAAGUCUUAGGUUAAAAAUAACCAAGCUCUUGUCCGGGCUGAACUUUCUUCUGUAUUCAGAAAAUUCUUUAUCUUAGUAAAGAAGCACUAAAUGUAUUAAUUGCUGUUUAUCAUAUUGAUAACACCAGGACUCUGUGUUGUUCUGUGACUCUUUUAUACUAAGCUUAAUAAAAGAAUGAAAAACUA
Messenger RNA from Lepisosteus oculatus (spotted gar), 1156 nucleotides. Its product is annotated as transcription factor HES-5-like. Gene Ontology annotation, cellular component: nucleus. NCBI's taxonomy places the organism in Eukaryota, Metazoa, Chordata, Actinopteri, Semionotiformes, Lepisosteidae. Gene Ontology annotation, molecular function: RNA polymerase II cis-regulatory region sequence-specific DNA binding; DNA-binding transcription factor activity, RNA polymerase II-specific; protein dimerization activity. Gene Ontology annotation, biological process: anterior/posterior pattern specification; regulation of neurogenesis; regulation of transcription by RNA polymerase II. The record is from RefSeq and is a predicted model, not a curated record.